Polyodon spathula (Mississippi paddlefish) is the source of this 4162-nucleotide messenger RNA. Its product is annotated as striatin-interacting protein 1 homolog. Bases 19 to 2478 code for a protein of 819 amino acids. The transcript is spliced from 21 exons. Gene Ontology annotation, cellular component: cytosol. The record is from RefSeq and is a predicted model, not a curated record. NCBI's taxonomy places the organism in Eukaryota, Metazoa, Chordata, Actinopteri, Acipenseriformes, Polyodontidae. Gene Ontology annotation, biological process: cytoskeleton organization.
GUGCGUUGCGGGUGGAAGAUGGAGGCUGGAGGAGGAGGCGGCGGCGGCGGCGGGGGGCUCCUAGUCAACAAUAAACAGAGAUCAAUGUUACCCGGCAGAGGCAGGGGCGACUUCAUCCGCAACCAGAGGAAGGAUUCCGAGGGUUUCUCAGAGUCCCCAGAUCUGGAGUUUGAAUACGCAGACACUGAUAAAUGGACGGCAGAGCUCUCAGAGCUCUACAGUUACACCGAGGGACCAGAGUUUCACCUCAAUAGGAAAUGUUUCGAAGAGGAUUUCAGAAUUCAUGUGGCAGAGCAGAAGUGGACAGAGCUGGACGCAGCGCAGCACCGGGCUCACGCCAUGAGACUCCUGGACGGGCUGGAGGUGACCGCCAGGGAGAGGAGGCUCAAGGUGGCGCGAGCCAUUCUCUACCUGACUCAGGGCUCGUUCGGGGAGUGUGACUCGGAGGCUGAGGUCCAGCACUGGAUGAGAUACAACGUCUUCCUGCUGCUGGAGGCGGGGACCUUCACUGCGCUGGUGGAGCUGCUCAACAUGGAGAUCGAUAACAGUGCGGCCUGCAGCAGUGCGGUGAGGAAGCCAGCUAUUUCCCUGGCGGACAGCACUGACCUCCGGGUCCUGCUGAAUAUCAUGUACCUGAUGGUGGAGACGAUCCAGCGCGAGGACGAGGCAGACCGGCCGGAGUGGAGGGCAUCGAGGGAGACCUUCAGAACAGAGCUGGGCUCCUCUCUGUACAACAAUGAGCCCAUCUCUGUCAUGCUGUUCGGGAUGGUGACAAAGUUCUGCAGCGGCCACGCCCCCCACUUCCCCAUGAAGAAGGUCCUCCUGCUGCUCUGGAAGAGUAUUGUGUUCACACUGGGGGGGUUCGAGCAGCUGCAGACCAUCAAGAUCAGGAGGCGGGAGGGGCUGGGGCUGCCCCCCCUGCCCGAGGACAGCAUUAGAGUGAUCCGAAACAUGAGGGCUGCUUCGCCCCCCGCCUCCGCCUCUGACCUCAUCGAGCAGCAGCAGAAACGAGCGCGCCGUGAGCACAAGGGCCUGAUCAAGCAGGAUAACCUGGACGCCUUCAACGAGAAGGACCCGUACAAGGCAGACGACUCCCGGGAGGAGGACGAGGACAGCGAGGAGAACGACAACGCCCUGGAGACUGAGACCUUUCCCCUGGAGCGGGACGAGGUGAUGCCCCCGCCCAUCCCUCACGCCCCCUCCGAGAGGAUCUCCUUCCCCAAGGGGCUGCCCUGGGCACCCAAAGUCAGGGAGAAAGACAUUGAAAAUUUCCUUGAGUCUAGUCGGAGCAAAUUCAUUGGCUACACCUUGGGAAAUGACACUGACACAGUGGUAGGCUUACCCAGACCGAUUCAUGAAAGCAUCCGAACUCUCAAGCAGCACAAGUACAUCUCCAUCGGGGAGAUUCAGAUCAGGAGAGAGGAGGAGUACCAGAAGACUCCCUUGUCUGGGGGUGAAGAGGAAGUGGAGAUGAGCCCCACAGAGCUGCUGUACCAGGGCAUGCUGCCCAGUCUGCCCCAGUACAUGAUCGCCUUGUUAAAAAUCCUGCUUGCAGCCGCUCCCACCUCGAAAGCCAAAACGGAUUCCAUCAACAUCCUGGCUGACGUGCUGCCAGAGGAAAUGCCUACAACAGUGCUUCAGAGCAUGAAGCUGGGUGUGGAUGUGAACCGGCACAAGGAGAUCAUUGUGAAAGCGAUAUCCACUAUCCUGCUGCUGCUGCUCAAGCACUUCAAACUGAACCACAUCUACCAGUUUGAGUACAUGGCCCAGCAUCUUGUGUUUGCAAACUGCAUCCCCCUCAUACUGAAGUUCUUCAAUCAGAAUAUCAUGUCCUACAUCACAGCUAAGAACAGUAUUUCCGUGCUGGAUUUCCCUCACUGCGUGGUUCACGAACUCCCUGAACUAACCGCUGAAAGCCUGGAAGCCGGAGACACCAACCAGUUCUGCUGGAGGAACCUCUUCUCCUGUAUCAACCUGCUAAGGACCCUAAACAAACUCACCAAGUGGAAACACUCCAGAACCAUGAUGCUGGUGGUGUUCAAGUCGGCUCCCAUCCUGAAGAGGGCGCUCAAGGUGAAGCAGGCCAUGAUGCAGCUGUACGUGCUGAAGCUGCUGAAGGUGCAGACCAAGUACCUGGGCCGGCAGUGGAGGAAGAGCAACAUGAAAACCAUGUCUGCCAUCUACCAGAAAGUGCGCCAUCGCCUCAACGACGACUGGGCCUACGGGAACGAUCUGGACGCGCGGCCCUGGGAUUUCCAAGCGGAGGAGUGCGCCCUGAGAGCCAGCAUAGAGCGCUUCAACAGCCGCCGUUAUGACCAGACGCAGAGCAACCCCGACUUCCUGCCGGUCGACAACUGCCUGCAGAGCGUGCUGGGACAGCGUGUCGAGCUGCCGGAGGACUUCCAGAUGAACUACGACCUCUGGCUGGAGCGGGAGGUCUUCUCCAAACCCAUUUCCUGGGAGGAGCUCCUGCAGUGACCGCCCCCCUCCCUCCCCGAUCACACUGCUGCUCAGCAAACACUAAGGCGAGGCGGGGGGGGGCGGGGCGGUGGCUUGAUGGGGUUUUUUGUUUCAAUCCGGUCCUAAUAGAUGUGCGUUGUGUGUGCGUGCGACUGCCAGCUAUAUCUUGAGAAGAGUUCAGGGGCUGAUCCUGACCUGUAGUAUUGAACAGGAUCCGGUGUGGACAGUCUGUGCAGGGAUGGACUCCCAUUGCAUAGCGGUCUGAUCCAUUCCUGGUUUUACUGUGAGUUUAAUAAUUACACACCUGAGCUUGUUUCUGCACACUGGUGCUGAUCAAGCUGGUGUUAAAACCUGGAAGGGAUGAAACUGCUAUGCAAUAGGGGUCUUAUUUCCAUUUUUCCAUCGCUGGUGUGCAUCUUUUGUGGCUUGUGGUUUGUGCGUCUUGGGAACGGUUUGAAUGUUUAGGCCUGGGUUGAAACAAAAACCUGGAUCGGGAGUAGGCAGGACCUCAAACACUCUUGAGAGAAUAUUCAGACCUUAUUUUAUCCAGGCUCCUCUGUCUGAAUCAACUGGAGGACCAGUCAGAGCACUGAUAUGGAAAAGGAGGUGGCUUCAAUAUAUAGGAGCUGUACAGACAGGGAAACGCCUCCAGCGUGUGUCAGUGUGCACUGAUCGCAAUCCACUGCCUUUUACCCAAAGUGCAAACACACAAUUGAAACUGCUUGCUGUGCUAGUUGCAGUGAAUAUUUUUAAGCGCGCAUCUUUGUGUGUUCUCUCUAUCUGUAUACUUCUUAAAACAUGUGGCUUUGCAUAUGUGUGAACGGGGCAGGAAUGGGAAUAAGGCUCCUAUUGCACAGCAGUUUGACCCAAUUCCAGGUUUUAAUACCAGCUUGAUUGAGCACAGUGUACAGUAAGAAGCUGUGCUGGAAACCAGUUUCCUUCCAGCGCAAGGCAGUCUCUUACACUUAUUUCUGAAUGCAUUCAAAAAAAAAAAAAAAAAAAAUCCUUUUAAAGGUGUAUUUUUGAACACUGUUCCCAAUGCAAUCCUGGUUAUUUCUUUCUCUGCUAUUUUAGAAAGAUGGUUUUGAGUGGCCAGUGAUAACACAAUGAUGUCCGUUAAAAUUCAUAAUGAAUUCCGUCUGAAUCUCACGGCAAUCGCGUCUGAAUGUCUCCUGCAUCUCCGCUCAGUUCUGAGGUCGUUCAAGCUGAAUUCAGACCUGUUCAUUCAUGUGGAUAUAAGGCAUGCAUUCGUGGGUGAGAUGACGCUUCUCACAAUCCCCUGGUGGGAACAUGAAUCCAUGUGAACAGCAUCAUUCAUGACAAAGGAGAAUGAGAAGAAUGAACGGAGCUGAAUUGAAAAUGAACGGCUUCAGAGCUCGGAGGACGUGGGUAAGAUAUUCAGGGGUGAUUCCAGCGGGAUUCAGUCAGAGCUCAUUAUGAAUUUGCUGCCCUUAUUUUAAAUUGGUACCGUUGUGUUUUGAACAUCAUUUCAGUUUUGUAUUAUUUUUAUUUUUUAUGAUGCUAUCUUCGGGACCAGCUGAUCGAACCUCUCGCUGACAGACCUGUGCUGUAAUAAAGUUCGGAUUGUAUUCUGAUUGUGGAGCAGAGAGUAACGCGAAACGGUUUUAACACGUGUAUCAUAUAGCUUCUCCUUUGUUGAUCUUUCUACAGACUAUUAAAAUAAACGUUUCUCUUCAUUUAA